Molecule: messenger RNA, 1369 nt
Organism: Dioscorea cayenensis subsp. rotundata (Guinea yam)
Lineage: Eukaryota; Viridiplantae; Streptophyta; Magnoliopsida; Dioscoreales; Dioscoreaceae
Product: EEF1A lysine methyltransferase 2-like
Exons: 7
Coding region: 107-1120 (337 amino acids)
Biological process (GO): peptidyl-lysine monomethylation; peptidyl-lysine dimethylation
Cellular component (GO): cytoplasm
Molecular function (GO): protein-lysine N-methyltransferase activity
Source: RefSeq, a predicted model, not a curated record
UCCACUCAAUGUAGCGGAUCGUGUUCCCCUGAAUACUCGCCUCUUCUUCUCCAUCCCUCGCGCUUUCUCACUCUUUCUCUUUCGAUCUCGAUCUCGAUCCAUUGCGAUGGCGGGGAUAAGGUGGCCACCGGAGGAUUCCGAUCUGUUUCCGGCGAGGCCGGCGGGGGCGACGGUGACGGAGCUGAUCUCCGAUGAUGAUAGGUCAGUGGCGGCUGAUUCGUGGUCAAUCAAGAGCGAUUAUGGCAGCACUCUCGACGAUGAGCAGCGCCAUGUCGAUGCCGCGGAGGUUCUUUCAGCUUCCAAUUUCCCUGCGGCGUCUGAUUACAGUUCUGACAAGGAGGAGCCUGAUGCGAAUGAAGUUGAGCCAUCAAUGUUGGGCUUGCAAAGCUAUUGGGAUGCAACUUAUGCUGAAGAUCUUGUAAAUUUUCAUGAGCAUGGUCAUGCUGGUGAAAUUUGGUUUGGUGCUGAAGUUAUGGAUGUGGUUGUGUCUUGGACCAAAAACUUGUGUGCAAACAUGUCCAGUGCUAAGGAUGCAGCAGAAGGCAGCAGUUCCAAUUCUGAAUCAGGAGAAACUGUUGGAGACUUGUCCACCUGGAGUGUGCUUGAUGUUGGAACUGGAAAUGGCUUGCUCUUGCAAGAGCUUGCAAAGCAAGGGUUUUCCGAUCUGACUGGAAUUGAUUAUAGUGAAGCAGGAAUUGAGCUUGCACAUAACCUUGCUGUUCGUGAUGGAUUUUCUGGUAUUAAUUUUGUGGCUGCUGACGUUCUUGAUGCCAAAUUGGACAGAAAAUACCAGCUUGUUAUGGACAAAGGGACUUUGGAUGCUAUUGGGCUGCAUCCAGAUGGUCCUGUUAAGAGAAUGAUGUAUUGGGAGUCUGUAGCAAACAUGGUUGCCUCUGGUGGAUUGCUGGUCAUCACAUCAUGUAACAGUACAAAAGAUGAGCUAUUGCAAGAGGUCGAUAAUUUUAACAAGAGAUUCGGAAUACAAGACCAGGUUCAAGAGGGAGGAACCGGGCCUGCUGAUGUAUUCCGAUAUGUGGAUCAUGUUCGCACCUUCCCUACCAUCAUCUUCGGCGGAGUGGAAGGGUCUCGUGUGUCCACUGUCGCAUUUGUUCGUAACUGAAAUUACAGUAGUUUUCAUAGGUUUAAGUUGAGUGCAUGGCUACUAUUCUAAAUGAAUAUUCACUCUUGUUGCUAUGCCCUUUCUAACUGGCCUGAAGAGGGAGGUGUUCAGUGUUCAAUCUAGUGCUUUGUUUUAUUUGAAACUUUUUGUGUGGGAAGGGGUUUUGUCAAUCCAGAGCAAAAGUUGCUGUUCAUUUCUUUGUUUCUUGAAGAACAUUUUGGUGUUAUCAUGAUGCAGCAAUCUUGUUGA